UAUCCAUAGUAGAAAAAUGUGAUAUGCAUUGAUGGUAAUGAUAGUAAAUGACACGUUUGCAUGGUCAGACCUGGUAUACAUAAUGUAUGACCAAACCAAGAAACUUCAAAUGAUUCAUGUAGUUAAAAGAGCACUGAUGCAUAAUGACAGAUUUUAUCAUGAUUUUAUAAACAUUGCAGAUCAGUUGCAUGUUCUCUGUAAUGAUGUAGACUGUGCAACUCACAGAAUCUGAGUCUGAAUGAGUAGCAUCAGCACUUUCCUGUGUGUGUGUGUGUGUGUGUGUGUGUGUGUGUGUAGCGACUGUCUCGCGCCUCACAGCAUACUGUGACACAAUGAAGCCGAUAACACCGUCACACAUCAAUCAACAGGUCUCUUAGCAACAAGAUAAUCUGUGACGUAUUCCAGUCGUCCAGCAGCUACAGACAUGAGCGCGGAUCACACAAAUGUACUCAGGCACACAAAACAUGUCUGAAAAGGAUAGCAGCACGUGCUGCUGAUUCUAUGACGACAGACAGGCUGAAAAAACAUUUAUGUAUACUGAUAUCAACUACAUCAAUUCUGCAUAUACUGUACAGCCUGGCAGAGAAACAGCAGCAACAGAUAAUUUGCUUCAUCAGCGGACAGUUAUGUUGUCUUCAUGAUCGAUCAUGAAAUGCGUUUUCAGAGACAUGCAGGGAGUAUUCAAGCCAGGAGAAGGUGCUCAGAUGCCUACAAUAAAUGAGUUCAGUAGAGAAGCAAGUUUUCAGCUGACUAUGGAGAGCUGCAGUCUGAGACACAUUUUCUACAUUAUUCUUCUCACAAUAGGACAGUGUGGGAUGACCAUGAAUACAGAAACUUUACUGAAAAUGGAUGAAGCGUUACUAACAGUCCGUAAUCAGAUGUCCUACGGGCUUCAAGUUCUCUACACCUCAGAUUACUGCUAUAAGUGUCUUUACCAACCUUUGGCUAGCAUGGAAGUUGGACCAGGAAAUGUGUCUGUGGUGCUGAGCACACCUUUCACUCUAACUCUGAAAGCCUCACCUGUGAAUGCCACUAACACUUUGUGCAGAUGUAGCUGCACAUUAAGGCUCAAAAAUCUUAUUUGCUGCUGUGGGGCUAAAUACUCCAUGGAAAUGGAAGAGGCUACAAAUCAAGCCAGCAUGGACCAAAGCCAACCAAAAUCAUCCCGUUUAAAAUCAUUAGACACAUUUCGAGGCUUCUCUAUAACCCUCAUGGUGUUUGUGAACUACGGAGGUGGAAGAUACUGGUUCUUUCAGCAUGCGCCAUGGAAUGGCCUUACCAUAGCUGAUCUUGUGAUGCCCUGGUUUGUAUUCAUCAUAGGGACAUCUGUAAUGUUGGCAUUUAGCUCCAUGCGAAGGAAAGGUGUGACAAGACUCCAAAUUUUGCGCAAGCUGAGCUGGAGAACAGUGGUGCUGAUGCUCAUUGGGUUCUGCUUCAUUAACUACAGCCCCAGAGAUGGUUUAUUGUCCUUGUCCUGGCUGCGGAUACCUGGAGUGCUUCAGCGUCUGGCUUUCACGUACUUCACCCUGUCACUGAUGCAGAUGUUCUCACCCCACCGAGAGAUCCCACCAAGUCAGGUCCACUGGUGGAGCCCAGUUCAGGAUGUGGUGCUCUACUGGCCUGAGUGGAUUUUCAUUUUGCUGCUGGAGACGGUGUGGCUGUGUGUCACCUUCCUGCUGCCUGUGCCCAACUGCCCCACUGGGUAUUUAGGAGCUGGAGGUAUAGGAGAUAAUGGUCUAUACCCAAACUGCACAGGAGGAGCUGCUGCAUAUAUAGAUAGAUGGUUAUUAGGACACAAUAUCUACUGGCAUCCAACAUGCAAGACCAUGUAUCACACAACUCAGCCUUUUGACCCAGAAGGAGUCCUAGGUACCAUUAAUUCUAUUGUCAUGGGAUUCAUUGGGAUGCAAGCUGGAAAGAUUUUCCUCUUCUACCGCAAAUUGAACAAAAAGAUCAUCAUACGAUUCACAGUCUGGGCUGUCAUCCUGGGAAUUUUGGCGGCCAUCCUUUCUAAGUGCACACGAGACUCUGGAUUUAUACCUGUCAAUAAAAACCUGUGGUCUCUGUCCUAUGUGGCCUGCAUGGGCUCCAUGUCCUUUGUGUUGCUGGGUAUGAUGUAUUUUGUUGUGGACAUCAACGGAUGGUGGGGUGGCCAACCUUUCAUAUAUCCUGGAAUGAACUCCAUCUUGGUAUAUGUGGGCCAUUCUCUGCUGGGAUUUUACUUUCCUUUCAGCUGGGAGAUGCGCUACCAGGACAGUCACUGGGAGCCACUUUUCCAGAGCCUUUGGGGAACUGCACUCUGGAUCUUUAUCAGUUAUCUUCUCUACCGCAAACAAUUUUUCCUCAAAAUCUAAGUCUGUCUUUUGUUUGACUGUGAAUAGCGAGCAUUUAAAUUGGGUAGAUGACCCAACUUAUGAAUACUGUCUUUUUUUAAUUUAAAUGAAUGCUUCUAUAUUUGGAUUGAUGUAUUAGUUUAAUCCACAAAACUGAAUGUAGUAUAUUCCAGAACUCAUUUAGUAAAGUUUAGGUAUCUGU
Ictalurus furcatus (blue catfish) is the source of this 2535-nucleotide messenger RNA. RefSeq lists its product as uncharacterized. The transcript is spliced from 18 exons. The coding region runs from base 648 to 2354 and encodes 568 amino acids. The record is from RefSeq and is a predicted model, not a curated record. NCBI's taxonomy places the organism in Eukaryota, Metazoa, Chordata, Actinopteri, Siluriformes, Ictaluridae.